AAUAAAUAUCAGAGAUUUUUAGUGCUGUUUUUUUUCUCCUGUCGAAAAAAAUUGUUGGUUAUUUUCGAAAAGAUUUUUUAUAACAAUUAAAAAAAGGGUAUGUUGGUUCAUCUUAGUGCCUUUUCUGCCUAAGAAUUUUGUUUUUAACCAUUUUUGUUUCCUCUGAAGCUAGUGGGUGCAAUAUUAUUGACCUUACUUAACCUAAACAUGGGAAAUACUUCGAGCAAUCGCCGAGUGACUGUUGUAAAUGAUGAUGUUGUCGGAGUAGUGCAAGUGUCCGAAAAUGUGGUUCGGAGGUUAAGGGGUGAACCUGAAAAACCUCCAUCUCAAAAGUUUCCAGAGCCGGCAAAAGAAUCUUCUGUGCCUCGAACCUUCACGCCUAUCGAACCUUAUUCCUCUACGUUAGAACAGCGACAAAAGUAUCACCACGAGUUCAAGAAAGCUGAGAUGUCGUGGCAGAAUCGCAUCAACGAAUUAGAAUCCCAAAAUCGUUUGCUGUUCGAAACUGCUAAAGAUAAAUUUGCAGUUCUACUUGAUGAAAUUGAGGAAAAGCACAUGCAAAACUCCUAUGCCCCGGUAUGCCCCGACAAGCACCAAAAAGUGCUGCAGUGCUACAAAGAAAAUGCUAAACUGCCUCUUAAUUGUUCCCGAGAAGUAAAUGAAUUUUUUGACUGUGUCGAGAAAGUUAGAAUGACUGCUUUAACUAAAUAACUCUAGGUGCCCCGUUUGUCAUUUUCAAUAGAAUAUAUAAAUUUCUUGUUACAAAUUUUGCUUUUAGAAUAAAUAAGUUAGAUAUCAA
Uloborus diversus is the source of this 799-nucleotide messenger RNA. It is a transcript of the gene Chchd3, whose product is annotated as MICOS complex subunit MIC19-like. Lineage: Eukaryota; Metazoa; Arthropoda; Arachnida; Araneae; Uloboridae. Gene Ontology annotation, biological process: inner mitochondrial membrane organization. Gene Ontology annotation, cellular component: MICOS complex. The transcript has a single exon. Bases 208 to 711 code for a protein of 167 amino acids. The record is from RefSeq and is a predicted model, not a curated record.